UGUAGUGAUAACAUCCGAACACUAGGCGGCAGGAGAGGCAGUGAUUCAUGCGGAAAUGGUCAGCAAAGCAUUUCCACCAUAACAACGCCUUCUGUUUCAUGUAGUUCAUCAUGAAUCCGCUAACGAAGGUGAAGUUGAUCAAUGAGCUGAAUGAGCGUGAGGCCAACCUCGGGGUCAGCGAGACCGUGUCCUGGCACACCGAGUACAAAGACAGCGCCUGGCUAUUUGUUGGGGGCUUUCCAUACGACCUGACUGAGGGUGACAUCAUCUGUGUCUUCUCUCAGUACGGAGAGGUGGUCAACAUCAAUCUGGUGCGUGACAAGAAGACGGGGAAGUCCAAAGGUUUCUGCUUCAUCUGCUACGAGGACCAGAGGAGCACCAUCCUGGCUGUGGACAACUUCAACGGCAUCAAGAUUAAAGGUCGGACCAUUCGUGUGGAUCACGUUAAAGACUACCGACCUCCUAAAGACUCGGAGGACAUCGACGAUGUGACCAAACGUCUGAGGGGGGAGGGCUGUGCUCCCAAAGUUCCUGAGUCCUCCUCCCCCCCAGACGAAGAUGAGCCGUACAGCAUACCUGUGAAGAAGCCCAAAAAAGACAAGAAAGAGAAGAAGAAAAAGAAGAAAGAGAAGAAGGAGAAGAAGAAGAAGGCAGAGAGAGUGAGGGGGAGCCAGCCACCCUCCUCUUCCUCACUUCCUCCUGCUGUCAGAGUCAAGGAGGAGAAGGAGGACGCUGCUUAUGAUAAGUACAGCCAGAGGGGGGUGCCGGCUGGAGGACAGCAGAACGGACAGAGAGCGAGGGAGAACGAAAGACUCAGAGGGGAGGAGGAAGAGGAGAGGAGGAGAGAGCCAGACAGGGAGAGGGAUGAAGACAGGAGGAGAAAUCGUGAGAGCGAGAGGAACAGAGAGGGAGACAGGAGGCAAGAGACAGACUAUGACAGAAGAAGAGAGACUGACUGGGACAGAGACGACAGAAGAAGAGAUGUAGACAGAGACAGAAGGAGAGAGACAGACAAUGAUAGAAGAGAGAUGGGCAGGGAGCGAGACGACAGAGAGAGAGAGACAGACAGAGACAGAGAUGGAGAGAGAAGAAGAGAGGCCGAUCGGGACAGAGACAAUAGAAGAAGAGAGUCUGGCAGAGACAAUGACAGGAGGAGGGAGACUGACAGAGACGAUGAUAGAAGAAGAGACGCAGAUAGAGACAACAGAAGAAGAGACACGGCUAAGGACAAUGAUAGAAGAAGAUAGAUGGCCAGAGACACCGACAGAAGAAGAAAGAUGAACAGCGACAACAGUAGAAGAGAGACACACAAUACAUGAACACUGAGACCAACAGUCACUUGUUAGAGGACAAAAAAAUGACUUUUUCUUCCAUAAAUAAAGCAAAUAUGUAAUGUUUAAAUAAGUACAGACGUGCAUAUGUUAAGUGAAUAAAAAAUAAAAGCAUAAAUACAUAAAUGUUGGUAGAUCAAUACAAAUAUACAUUCCCAUGUCAAUGUGUGGAAAUGUAGACAAAGUCCUGUUCAUUUUAUGAUGUACCCAAGUUUAAUAAUUUAAAUAAUUUUAAUUUCAGCUUCACUGUUCACACAAAAAGCAAAGUUACAUGUUUGUACCGUUUUAAGUUUUAUAAUAAAAUAAGGAAGUGUUUUCCAAACAUGUGCAGUGGAAUUUAUUUCAGUGUUUUCUUCUAUUCCUCUUACUUCUAAGGCAGCCAUUUGUUUUCUUUUAUUUCCAAAUAGAGACCCAGUUUUCUGACACUGGGCCCCAGAGUUCAUUGGUAGUCUUCAGAUGUCAUUACACCAUACACACAAUCAAGGCAUCUGGUGCCUGAAGCAGCAAAGCAACCCCGGAACAUCAGUGAACCUCCACCGCAUCCAACUGUAGGGUAAGUGUUCUUUUCUCUGAAGGAAUCAUGUUUUCUGAGAACUGUAGAAUGAUGUGCUCGACCAGAAAGCUCUAUGUUACUCGCCUGUCCACAGGACAUUAUCUCAGAAGGACUGUGGCUUCCUCAGGUCAGUUUUGACAAACUCCAGUUUGGCUUUGUCUCUGUGUCAGCAGUGGGGCCCACUGGGUCUCCUACCGUAGCGUCCCCUGUCAUUCAGAUGUUGACAGAUGGUGUGAGCUAACAUUGUUUCACCCUGUGCCUGCAGGUCAGCUUGAAUUUGUCUGAAAGUUGAUCGAGGUUCUUUAUCCACCAUUCAAUCUCAUCUCUCACUUGUAAUGUAUGAAAGUCUACAGCCAGACAAAUAAAGUUAUAACUGAUGUGUGGGUGAUUAAGUUUAUUAUUCCAGAAGGAAAUCGAUUUGCAGAACAGGCACAAACACAGAACAGCAAAGAAGAUGAUCAACAGGAAAGUGAAGCUAAAACCUGCACGUUGACGCCACACAGCACUGACCUGCAGUGAUUGCAAAGUGCAGCGGUUCAAUGUGUGAAACCAAAGUUUGCAUAAAUACAACUUAACUCAGGUUGCUAUUUACAGCAGGUAAGAGACAUUUUCCAGACCUUUGUGACUAAAAUGACUGAAUACUUUUGAAUACUACUAGUUUUCUGAGGAACUGAACUCAAGACUAAGACCCGCAGAGACCCUGAAAGAGUUCUGUCCAAGGAAACUUUACUAAAAUGACUCAAAUGACGGGCCGAUAAAACAAACAUUACAAACCCACAUUUCAGAUUCAUGUUU
Molecule: messenger RNA, 2679 nt
Organism: Monopterus albus (swamp eel)
Lineage: Eukaryota; Metazoa; Chordata; Actinopteri; Synbranchiformes; Synbranchidae
Gene: rbmx2
Product: RNA binding motif protein X-linked 2
Exons: 6
Coding region: 111-1247 (378 amino acids)
Biological process (GO): mRNA splicing, via spliceosome
Cellular component (GO): catalytic step 2 spliceosome; precatalytic spliceosome; U2 snRNP
Molecular function (GO): RNA binding
Source: RefSeq, a predicted model, not a curated record